This is a messenger RNA of Protopterus annectens (West African lungfish), 4229 nucleotides long. RefSeq names its product Rho GTPase activating protein 27 (gene ARHGAP27). Bases 77 to 3160 code for a protein of 1027 amino acids. Gene Ontology annotation, biological process: signal transduction; regulation of GTPase activity. Gene Ontology annotation, cellular component: cytoplasm. NCBI's taxonomy places the organism in Eukaryota, Metazoa, Chordata, Ceratodontiformes, Protopteridae. The transcript is spliced from 18 exons. Gene Ontology annotation, molecular function: protein binding. The record is from RefSeq and is a predicted model, not a curated record.
AAGACUACCAUCACUGAGAAGUACUGAUUGAGACACCUUCAGCUUUGAGUUGGAAUACCUCAUUUAAGGAGUGAACAUGUCUGGAUCUCUCAAUGAUGCAUACAUUCUUGUGGAAUAUGCCUUUGAAUACAAAGCUAAGGAUGGGAGAUCUAUUUCUAUCCUGCCAAAUGAAAGAUAUCGACUUGUGGAGAAGACAAACAAUCACUGGUGGCAGGUACAGAAAGAUGAACAUAGCAGACCAUUUUAUAUUCCAGCAAAAUAUGUCAGGGAGCUGUUGUCUAUUCCUCAGCUUGUCAAUGGGUUUGAAGAGCUUCAGGAAAUGGAUGAACAAAGACAUUUUCACUAUAAAGGUAGUUUAGAGUUUUUGAACCAGAAAAAUGAUAGUUCCCAGGUGAUGCAAAACGUUUGUCAUACCAUGUCAACCUUUGGCAUCAAAGAUGAAAAUAGUGCUGCAAAUUGUUGUGGGUCUGCACCUGACUUGCAACAAAUCAGUAUAGAAACCAAUAAGGCAGGAGAACUCUCUUCUGUAAUUCAAGACAAUAGCUUGAUAUCACUGAGAAAACAGAAAAGGUCUUCUGGAAACUGUCCAGCCACAUUGGCAAGAUUUGAAAGUCCACAAAGGCAGUCUGAUCGAAACAGAAUAAGCUACACCCCAGGAAUGAGUCCUGCAAACUGGCUCAAUUCAGUGGACAGCAUUAGGCCUUCCUACUCGCUAGGUGACUUACAGCGGCUGGAAAAGAGAGCCAGCUUUCAUCAAGAGAUUCUGUCUUGUAAGCGAAAUGCCAGGACAGAAUCCUUCAGUCAUCCACGGUACAGUACGGCCAGCGAUUCUGAGAAUAUCUAUGAAACCAUUCCUGAUGUGAUCGAGCAGCGGGAGCAGCUGCCAGGAAGACCCACUGCAGCUCCCCCGAGGCAAAAGGGAAAGUGCACACCUUCUCAGUCAUUUGACAACGAACAGCAAGAUUCUGCCAUUUAUGUCAACGUACACGUGAGAUCAAAACCAUCACUUCCUGAAUUCUUUCCAGAGGAGGCUUCGGUAACUUCUGAGGAAUGGGAGACCCAUACAGACCAAGAGAGUGGACAGGUAUUUUACUAUAACCCCACAACUGGUGAGACAACUUGGGACUGUCCAUUUGAUACAGCCAAGAGCAGUCUGAGUUCACUGAGCUCCCCGUUUCCAUCUCCCACUCUGCAUGACAGCCAGCUAGAAUGGGAAACGGUGUUUGACACAGACACUGGUCAUCCAUAUUACUAUAACCCCAGUACUGGUGAAACUUCGUGGGAACCUCCUCUUCAGGGUAACGAUUGCGAACCGCAUGCUGCCAUGGUGCCUGUAUUUUCCAAGCCUCCAAACCUGAGGCCGCCUACUCCAGAGACAGAUUAUCCAGAAGUUUCUGUAGAUGAUGCUGUUAAUUACCCAGCGGAGGACUAUUCCCCAACAUGGUCACAUGACGACUUUACCUACUCUCAAGUUUCACAGCUAUCUCCAAGGAGUGUUGAUGGUCCUCAAACACCCCCAGGAUGGAUCUGCAAAAAAGACGAUGAUGGGCAACUGUUAUAUACGAGUAAUUACACAAGUGAAAAGUGGAUCAAAUAUGAAGAUGCAAGUGGACAGCCAUACUUCUGCUCCUUAGAUAGAACCAAAUCACAGUGGGAGCUUCCAGAGGUACAUCCCUCAUAUCCAAAAAGGCCAGUAAGUGACCCAGAAGCAAGUAAUGCUGUCUUCAAAAACUGGCGGCUAGGUAUGCCAAACUCCCUGUCUCCCACAGAAUCUGAGUCAAAGGCAUUUUUUCCUACCCACAGGCGAGUGGGUUCCGAUUUCAGCAAUGACUCCAACUCAGGGUUUGACAGCGACUUCCAGCAGCAUGAGUCUCCUCCUUUCAACAGGAGGAACGCUGUGGAUUUCAGCGUAGAACAAGCCAGUGGGAUAGAUAUCCAUUUCCCACCUUCUCGUGUUCUUAAUCUAGAGAAAGCUGGACUUCUUCAGAAGACAAAAAUAUGUGAAAAUGGAAAGAGGCUGAGGAAGAACUGGAGCACAUCAUGGACAGUGCUCGAAGGUCAGAUUCUGACAUUUUACAAAGACGGUAAAAGCCAGCCAUCAGGUACUAUGAGACAAGCAACCAGCCAGAUGUCUGCUGAGCACACACUGGAGUUACGAGGCGCUGUUAUUAAUUCAGCAAUAAAGGAGAAAACUAGCAAGAAAAAUGUGCUGGAAUUAAAAACACGAGAUGGGGACGAGUAUCUUAUCCAUCAUGAUAAAGAAAACAUUCUAGAAGACUGGUACCAAGCAAUAACCGCAAGUAUCAGGAAACAGGCAGCAAGUGAACCGGAUGAAAACCACAAGAAUGAACAAAAGUCUGUGACUGUGGAUAAGACACCCAGCACUCUGGUUACCUUGAGAGACAAAGACGACAAGGACAAGAAAGGCACCAGAACUUCUCGUCUUCUCAGUAUGUCCAGUACAAACCAAGAGAAUGACCCCAAGAAAGUCCGAAGUAAGCUAAGGAAACUUCUUAUGAGAAGGCCAACUCUUCAGUCAGUGAAAGAAAAAGGGUAUAUUAAAGACCAAGUCUUUGGCUGCCAUUUGGAUGUGCUGUGUAAAAGAGAGAAAAGCACAGUUCCACUCUUUGUAGAGCAGUGUAUCCAGGCUGUAGAAAAACGAGGUCUAGACAUUGAUGGACUUUAUCGUGUCAGUGGGAAUCUAGCAGUUAUACAGAAACUGCGAUUUAAAGUUGAUCAUGAGGAGAAUUUGGACUUGGAUGAUGGACAGUGGGAAGAUGUCCAUAUUUUAACUGGAGCACUAAAGCUGUUCUUUCGAGAGCUGCCAGAGCCGUUGUUUCCAUUCAGCAACUUUCAGCAGUUUAUCACAGCCAUAAAAACCACUGACACUUACAAUCGUAAGAUCUACAUGAGAGACUUGGUGCAUUCCCUCCCUCUGCCAAAUCAAGAUACAAUGAAACUUCUUUUUGGGCAUUUACGAAGGGUGAUUGAAUAUCAUGAUAAGAAUCGCAUGUCCGUAAAAAGUCUUGCAAUUGUUUUUGGGCCAACUCUGCUGAAACCAGAGGAUGAGGGUGCAAAUAUUGCGUUGUACACAAUUGUGCAGAGUCAGAUCGUGGAGCACAUUCUUAAUGAGUAUGAGCAGAUAUUUCUGGAAAGCUGACUUGACUCAUGAACUUCCAAUUGGAAAACAAAUGUGAAAAUAUCAAGACUGUUUAUAAUUGCAGUUGAUAUAUAUAGAGAUAUCAAAGUGUAUAUAUUAUAUAUAUAUAUAUAUAUAUAAUUUUUUUUUGAUUUUGCAGAGCAGUGAAAGCGCUGGCACGCUGGAUAAUGCUUUGUUUUAUGUAUGCACUGAAUACAUGUGGAAGGCAUGUUGACACAUUUUUUUUCACCAAAGCCAAAUAAAUGUUUCAGACAACAUAUUCCUUAUGUUGCAAACCUAGGUUGCAAAUAUCUUCAUUCUAAACUUUUAUUCCCCUAAUAUUUUGGAUGCAGGUGACAUCUGCCAAGAAAAACUGAUGUAUACAUAAUGAAGCCAACCACACAGCAGUGUGACCCAUUCUGUGCUUUUAAAUGAAAAAGAGAAAAAAGGAAAAGUGAACAUGUUAAAUGUUAUUAGCAGCUCUUGCUAUAUUAUGGCUUGGAGGACAAAUCCUAAUUUGCUUCUGUCAGUUACUUUUAUGAUCAGUUGAAUAGUAUCCGGACUGCAUUUAUCUGAAAUUUUUUUUUUCUUUCUGACAAAAUGUUGCACAUUGGCUUCCGAUAUGGAAAUGUGUGUCAUUUGCACUGUAAUUGAUCACUGGACUUAUUUUGUGUUACUGCUGUAAAUAUUUUUGUAAUAUUGUUGACACAAAAGUUAUUGCAAGUUAAUGGGGCUGUGCAGUUCCCAAGAUUGUCCUGUAGGCAUACAUAAAUCCAGUGCACCCUAGUAAUACUUGCUGUUUUUUUCAUGAUUUAAGAAUUAAACAAAGCUGUAUACUAGAACAGAGCAGUAUGUUAGCCCAAGAUCCUACCAGAAAGGUAGGUGAUGCUAUGAAAAUGCUCAGUUUGAGAAUUAAUAACCUUAUUUUACAGUGCCUUUCUUGUAAGAUGUGUUAAUCAUGUUGUAGAGUAUUGCCAUAAGUGUGAACAAAAAUGCUAAAUAUGUAUAUAAAAGAUAUAUACCUUUACCAAAUGUUUCAGAAGUAAUAAAAAAGCUAAACUAUUUCUAAAAUGAAGAAUGAAUGAAUGAA